Molecule: messenger RNA, 1140 nt
Organism: Onthophagus taurus
Lineage: Eukaryota; Metazoa; Arthropoda; Insecta; Coleoptera; Scarabaeidae
Source: RefSeq, a predicted model, not a curated record
ACGCAAAUUUGACGUUUUAAUUUUAUAUUUUAGGCGUUAAGGCUUCGAAUAGCAAAAAAAGAACCAAAACUGCAUCACCUGCAAAUAUAUUUAAUAUGUUUUUAUAAUUUUUUUUAUUACGACCUUGUGUUUAAACAGCACCGCGUACCGUUUAUCUAAUUUUAUGUCGUUCGUUCACGAUCGGAGAUAACCUCUAAUUUUCCAAUAACCACUUGUCAUCGAAUUUAAUUCGUACGAUUUUCUUUUCGUGCUUUGCGAAUUUUGAAGGAAGCAAUAAUGGCUGAUAUCCUAGUUUUGGAUUGGAUGGAGGAGUACGAUUCAUUAACAGAAAGCGAAAUUCACACUUACGCUACCGAACAAGAACAUAAUCAAGAGGUUAUGUUGGCUUUAUUUGCUUUAUUAGAAGAACCUCAACAAAGUCGAAAAACGGAUUUAAUAGAAAGAAUAUGUAAACAAUUUCUUAAUUUUUAUCGCUCUGGCGAAAAGUCUUUACGAAGGUUUGUAAUGCAAUACAUUCCGAGUUUUGUUUGGCUCCAUUUAUCAGCAAAGGAAGUAUAUCCAGAAAUUGAAACAUUAUUAUUAAGCCUCUACAACUUAGAAGUAGUAGAUGGAAAUGGCCAAUCAAAGAUAAUAUCGUUUCGAGUGCCAAGUCUUGCCCAAAACUCAAUUUAUCAUGACUCAUCAACCCUUGAGCCAGCUUUUAUAGCUGAAAAUUCUUUAAGAAGAUAUGAAGAAUGCAACACAAAGUUGGUUAAUUGGGGCCCAUUGCCACAAGUUGAGUCUUUAAAUGCCCAAAAUAGACAAAGAGUUGUUACAGCUUUGGUGUUUUUAUAUAAUCAAGAUGCUAGUAGUGUACCUGCAACGAAUGUUGAAUGCAUAUGUAGGGUUAUUUCUAAAAUAAUUAAUCAGGGCUUCCAAAUGGGUGGAAAUAGAACUUCAACGGAUAGCGAAAAUAGUCAAACAAACUCAUUACCACGACUCAUUGUCUCAAACACUCUACUUUUAGAAUUACUUCACAUCGUUUAUAACGCUUUACAAAGAGGUAUUAAUGGAGCAUCACAAACAUUAAGAGAUAUUUAUCAAAGAGCUACUUAUGAAACUUAUGCAGGUUAGUUUUAUACUGGUGUGAAGUUAUCCAUA